Molecule: messenger RNA, 596 nt
Organism: Microtus oregoni (creeping vole)
Lineage: Eukaryota; Metazoa; Chordata; Mammalia; Rodentia; Cricetidae
Gene: S100a13
Product: S100 calcium binding protein A13
Exons: 3
Coding region: 185-481 (98 amino acids)
Biological process (GO): positive regulation of canonical NF-kappaB signal transduction; positive regulation of cell population proliferation
Cellular component (GO): perinuclear region of cytoplasm
Molecular function (GO): RAGE receptor binding
Source: RefSeq, a predicted model, not a curated record
GGAGAAGAUGGAAAUUUAUACCACUAAGUUAGAGCCUGCACAGUGGUUGAGAGGCAGAAAUGAGCAAGUGAGACUACUAUGUAUGGGAGUCUUCUGCAGCACUACAGACUGGUGCGCUCCUCUUGCCUGCAGAAACUAGCAGAGGUUGGUUUGUGAGGACAUCAGCUCCUGCUUUGCAGUACUGAUGGCAGCAGAGCCACUGAGUGAACUGGAGGCGGCCAUCGAGACUGUGGUCACCACUUUCUUCACCUUUGCAGGGCGGGAAGGACGGAAAGGCAGCCUGAGCCUCAAUGAGUUUAAGGAACUGGUCACCCAGCAGUUGCCUCAUUUGCUAAAGGACGUGGGCUCUCUGGAUGAGAAGAUGAAGAGCUUGGAUGUGAACCAGGACUCGGAGCUAAAGUUCAAUGAGUACUGGAGACUGAUUGGGGAACUGGCAAAGGAAAUCAGGAAGGAGAAAGCCCUGGAGAUCCGGAAGAAAUAAAGCCUGCUUGUCAGAAGAAGUAAAGCCUGCUUGUUGGGAUGGGGGCCCAGCAGGGCCUGCUGGGCAGGGCCGGGCAGAACGUCACUCCCCCUAAUAAAGCUUCCUUCUUGAAACA